Molecule: messenger RNA, 5239 nt
Organism: Strigops habroptila (Kakapo)
Lineage: Eukaryota; Metazoa; Chordata; Aves; Psittaciformes; Psittacidae
Gene: SOAT1
Product: sterol O-acyltransferase 1
Exons: 16
Coding region: 127-1791 (554 amino acids)
Biological process (GO): cholesterol metabolic process; cholesterol efflux
Cellular component (GO): endoplasmic reticulum membrane
Molecular function (GO): fatty-acyl-CoA binding; cholesterol O-acyltransferase activity; cholesterol binding
Source: RefSeq, a predicted model, not a curated record
UAUGAGCUAUCAGGUGGUGUACAAAACCAGCUGGGAAGUUUGUCAUUUUUCUGGUCUUUGUUUUACAGCUUGUAGUUCUGGCUGUGAUCUCUUGAGACAGAGCUAAGAGAGGCAGUGCUGCAAGAAAUGGCAACAAUGGCAGGUGAAGACUGUGUAAGAAAACGCCAGUCUGGCUCCACUACAACCUCCAAGACCCCCGAGAAUGAAGAAAUGCAGAGGAGACCUGAGGGUGAGAGGUCAUUUCAAAACUCAAGCAAUGGCCGGGUUGAUGUUGACCAUGUGAUAACAAGGAAAAUGCAGCUAAUAGCAGAAGCUGAGCAAUUGAAGCCAGCUUUCCUGAAGGAAGUGGACAGUCACUUCACAGAGUUUGUGAACAAUUUGGUGGCGAAAUCGGCGCUCCUGGAUUCCUCAUCUUCAGCCUCCCUAUUCCCAGCUUCCUGUUCAGAGAAGGAACUGCACAAAGCCAGGACCUUGAGAGCCCCUCCAGAACAUGGGAAAAUCUUUACUGUCAGGAGGUCCCUUUUAGAUGAGCUGUUUGAAGUAAGUCACAUCAGGACGAUCUACCACAUGUUCAUCGCUCUUCUCAUUGUCUUCAUCCUCAGCACACUUCUAGUAGACUUCAUUGAUGAAGGAAGGCUGGUCCUAGGAUUUGACCUGUUGGUCUUUGUUUUUGGAAAGUUCCCAAUCGUCUUCUGUACUUGGCUGUGCAUGUUCUGUGCCACAGUUAUUGUUCCAUACAACCUUUUUGUCUGGUGGGCCCAAGGCUAUUGCAGUUCCUCUCGUCGGGCAAUCCGCUCUCUCUGCUAUGGAAUGUUGUUCACACUGUUCCAAACAGCUGGGCUCGGAUUGGGACCAACCUAUAUUGCUGUAUCGUAUGCCCUGCCUCCAGCUUCCCGUUUCAUUGUAAUACUGGAACAGGUUCGUCUUGUUAUGAAGGCUCAUUCAUUCAUCCGGGAAAAUGUACCCAGAGUCCUGUCCUCUGUAAAGGACAAGUCCAGCACAGUACCUAUUCCCAGAAUUUCUCAGUACCUGUACUUCCUCUUUGCUCCCACCCUCAUCUACAGAGACAACUAUCCCAGGAAUCCCACAAUAAGAUGGGGCUAUGUAGCUACCAAAUUUGCACAGGUGCUUGGUUCACUUUUUUAUGCCUACUACAUCUUUGUGAGGCUCUGCAUUCCUCAGUUUCACAACAGUAGUCAAGAAACCUUCAAUCUUCGAGGGCUGGUCCUCUGCAUCUUCAAUUCCAUUCUGCCAGGUGUACUGAUUCUCUUCCUGGUUUUCUUUGCGUUCCUUCACUGUUGGCUCAAUGCAUUUGCCGAGAUGCUGCGCUUUGCAGAUAGGAUGUUUUACAAGGACUGGUGGAAUUCCACUUCCUAUGCAAACUACUACCGGACCUGGAAUGUGGUAGUACAUGACUGGCUCUAUUACUAUGCCUACAGGGACUUCCUUUGGUUUUUUGGUAAGAAGUUCAAAGCAGCAGCUAUGCUAUCUGUCUUCACAGUAUCAGCUGCUGUGCACGAAUAUGUUCUGAGCAUCUGCUUCGGCUUUUUCUAUCCAGUUCUCUUUUGCCUGUUUACGUGUUUUGGAAUGGUCUUCAACUUCAUCCUUAAUGACCGUCGGAAAGGCCCCAUCUGGAACGUGAUCAUGUGGACUUCCCUCUUCCUGGGCCAAGGUGUCAUCAUUUGCCUCUAUAGCCAGGAGUGGUAUGCUCGUCAGUACUGCCCUGUGGAAAAUCCCACAUUCCUGGACUACUUAAAACCACGCUCAUGGUCAUGUCAUAUGAAGAUGUAAAAAUGGUGUGCUCUGGCCAUGUCGUCACAGAAUAUCAGAGUUGUCCUCCAAGUAUUUGGACCAAUGAUCAAACUCACUACGGAUUUUUCUAAGGGAAGUUGUGCCUCCUGAUUAUUGGGGAGAAACUGUAAUUUUUUUAAACAUUACUGAGACAAACCAGUUGACCUGGUUUGCAGCAGGCUUUAGGCAGCAUCUACUAUGUGCUGUCUCACUUUGAGCCGUUUCAUGCCAGUAAAACAUUGAGCUGAAGGGUGUCUACUGGAAUCCUACUCAUCCAGGGGUGCCCCCCCGUUGCUGCUCUUCUGGACAACAGAUAGGCUAGUAGAUCUGCUAGUAGCUCAUUGUUGGCAUCCGUCCACCUACAUUAGCCAUCCCUUUGCAAUUUUUUUUCUCCCUUUUGGUAACAGGAUGUCCACAAAACUUGCAUUCUUCAUCAUCCUGUCUGCUGCUAUGAUGUGGACAAGUGGCAGAGCAACAGUAUAUUUGCCUCCUUGCUCUGAAGAUAGCCAAAGUAUUCCUGGAUGGCUUUGAACUGCAUUCUGUGUAUGUUAGCUGCCUACAGAUGUAAAAUGGGCAGAGGAAGAGGGAAUUGUAGUUUACUUGUGGCUGUGUUGGAGAGCCAGGUUCAGAAGCAGGGCAUGGUGUGUGCAGUCUUUAUAUGACUUUUUAUGCUGAAAAUUUCUGUUUUCUCUGUAUUCGUUUAGUUCCCAACUGACUUAAUAGCAUUUUUGUUCUCUGAAGGCCCUUGCAACUUGAGGAAUAGUUUUUCUUCUAGCUCUUCCUUUCUCUUGCUUCAGAUAAUCAAUUCUUAUAACACAAUUAACUUGUAAAAGAGCUUUUGCUUUAAUUUGGCAGAUGUACAAGUUGUUAAGGUUUUCUUUAGUGGGAGAUUUGAAAUACUACAACCCAGCUGGAAGAAGAUGCAAUCAACUUUACAGGUACAUUCUGCAUUCUCAUGUGAAAUGGCUACGCCCAGUCCAGUAUGCCAGCACGCCUUGGUGCCUUUUGCCAGUGUGUGUUGCAGCAGCUUCUAACGCUGCCAGUGGGAGAUGAGGGUGGACCCUGUGGCUGGAGUCAGAGCUGCUUUUUCAUCUGUCCAUGUCUGCUCUUGUGCCAGUGGAGGCUUCAAGUGAAGAUCAGUUUUCCAGGUAUUGCCACCCUCUUUCUGAAGAGGGAGGACAUCCUCCCAUACAAACGCACAAAAGCAGAAGCAUUACAUGAAUUUGGUCUUUCAAUUUCUAUUAAUUAGGCAGAGUCCUUUCAGUUUCCUUGUUCUGUCAGAUGCUAAACACAAAAGGGAACUUACAUAGAAUCUGGCUACAUAGUAUUUCUCCAGUUUUGCUGGAAUUGCAGCUCCCCUUAUUGACGAGAGAUGGUAACCUGAUGGAGGUACCUUAACUUUGGUCACAGAGAUUUUUGAGUUACUCAAAUGUUCUUUAUUGGCACUUUUUGGUAAUGGCUUUUCUUCACUGACCUACAGCCUUGGUAUUUGAUACCAGCAGUAUUGGGACCGUUUAUGGCCUUAUAUCCUGAUCCAUUUAAGACUGUCUUUUGGGCUUCUAUUUUUACUAAGCUGAGCCAAAAGUAAUUUCAUGAAAGCUAGGUAACACUUAAACUCUUCCAGGUUUUUAGUCUUCUGUAAGAAGGAAUCCCACUCGCGCACAGUGAGGACCUUGUGUCGGGUCAAAUUUGCCAAAUGCAGUAUGUGGCUCUCCUGAAAAUAUCUCCUGAUAGAACUUGUUUGUUGAAACAGUUGGGUUAAUUUCAGAGGAAGGGGUUCAUGUAUGUACUCAAACUUGGCAGUGUUACUAUAUAAAAUCCUGAGAAUUAAAUGGAUUACUUAAUCCUUAUUCAAUCCUGAAUCUUCUACUGUACAUUUUUUGGGAGGAAGGAACAGAAAUGCUGGAGCAAGUAAGGUUCCUAUUUGGAAAAAAUCAACCAAACAAAACCCCACCACCCUUUGGCCAAACAGCUUUGUAACCUCCUUAGUGUAGAAUUAAGUUUAGUCCAGUACUUUUUAGUUGUGGUGCUCAAAACACUUAUGUACAAGAUGUAACUCUACUCAGUUUGGGUGUGAGGGAUUAGGGACUUGGUUUGCCUCUCGAUGCUUGUGUCAGGUCUUGCUGCUGUCUUGGUGUUCUCAAAAGGAGAUCAAAUGAUGGCACUUUGUGUCAAGUUCCGGUGUUUCCCUCGCAGCCGAUGCUGUCAUAUUCCUAAUAAAGGAUACCAGCAUUUACUGUGUCAGUGUUCUUGCUGUUUAAGCCUGAGGGCUUGAGCAUCUGGCAAGCAAAAGGCAACUAGAAAGGAAUGCUCAGCUGUUGGAACUAGUUUUUGACAGGCUGAGAUUUUUAGCCUUGUAGAUCAAGGCAUCUGGCAACCAUGCUGUCAGGACAUUAACAAUCAGGAUUAAUUUCAGUUUCAUGGGUGGUUGUUUUUGUUGGUUUUUGGGUUUUUUUUUUUAAUUGCUUUUGAAUGUGGGCUCAUCAUCAUUUUUCUCAAGAGUACUGGAGGGGAAAUGCUAAGUCUUUUGCACAUUGCUUGUUUAAUUCGUCAAUUAUACCAUGUUUGUUGGAGUUUCCUUAGGCUGUGAGUGCCAGAGCUAGCAGUAUGGUGUUCUGGUCAAUAAUGAGGGUGCUGGGGUUCACAACCUGCCCUUUACAAGUUCUUAAUAAUAAUAUAUAGUUUUCUGUGGCUCUUUCCAAUACAAGAACUGUGCAGCUUGCUUCCAUGGUAACUUCUCAGCUUCGAGGUGGGAAGCCUUCAGCUUUGGAAUAGCAGCCAGUGCAGCUGCAGCUCCUUGCUUAAUAACAUCACAAAAAUCAGUAUUAAUGUGGCGAAAUGUGUCUCGUUUUUAAAACAGUUUGAUCUCGGGAAGACCGAACCUCUGCAGAAUCUUUGUGCCUAGUAUGUCCUUUCUGUUGGGGGGUUUAGCUUCCAGCCUUCUGAGGUAAAGAAGCCCUGCAUGUGAGCUGUGAAGUGUAUGCUAUCCUGUGACAGCCGUCCAAGUAAGGCAUGUGCCACACUGGGAGCGGGGGGGAAUCCUUGAUGUAUUUUCUUACUACAAAAUGGCAUGGAUUACAUGGAUCGGUCUGCUGCUAAAGGAAAACUGCACGGUUGGAGCUCCAGUUGAGCAUAGCUGGGCUGGAAGGAUGGCAGUCCGGCGAUAAGCAAGCCCACACACACUGUGGCAUUGGGGUUCUCAACCAGCUUCCCACUGUGGCUCUGAGCCAGCUGAGGUCAGCCUUGUCUCUUCUCCCUGAGCUUGCAGCCAUUGCUGCCCUUCACCUGUGGUGGCCGGGGAGAGGCAGCCACCAUGUGCUGCUGUGUGCCCCAGCACGCGUGGUUCCAUGUAUGCAACCUGUACAGAGUUCUGUUGCGCAGAAGAGCUGUUUAUAAUCUACUGUAUUACAGCAGUUGAAAUAUAUUUUGCUAUUAGGGGAGAAAAAAA